AUGGAUACGAGUUGGAUUGAUUUACGAAAUGAUGAUCCGGCUUUUUAUAAAGGUUGCAUGACUUUCAUUGAGCUAGCUAAAGAGACUCUUAAAGAAGGAAAACUCGAUAGUAAGUGUAAGUUGCGUAAAUGGUAUAGUGCGGAUGAUGUAGGGGGACAUAUUUUGUUUAACGGUUUUCACAAGGAGUGUAGGAAUUGGAUCUUUCACCAUAAAAAUGAUGAAACAAGUAGUACCCAAGGACCUCUUAGUAGCCAAGAAACGAUAGUAGGUCGAGACGAUAUUCGAGGCUUGCUAAAUGAUGCAUUUAGUGUUAGCAUUCCACCAUCCACUUCUCAACCUCAAGAUCAAUCUUUUGAAGAACCACAUUUAGAGGAGGAAGUAUUAGGCGACAUGCAUGAGGAGGAUGAUUUCCCUUAUGAGGAGGUAGAUACUGAACUUCCAUCCUUCAAUACCAAAGAAGAAGAAAUCAAAUAUAAAAGACUAAUUAAAGCUUCUGAUGAGGUUCUUUAUGAGGGGUGUACUACAUUUUCAAAGCUAUCAUUUCUUUUGCAUCUAUUUCAUCUUAAGUGUAUGUUCCAUUGGUCUGCCGAGUCAUUCACAAAGUUGCUUGAACUUCUGAUAGAUGCAUUUCCUCAAAUAAUGGAAUUUCCGUCAUCCUAUUAUGAGGGAAAGAAGGUAAUUAAGGAUUUGGGUCUAGGUUAUGAGAAAAUUGAUGCUUAUCCUAAUAAUUGCAUGUUGUAUUGGGGUGACUUAGCGGAAAAAGAUGAGUGCCAAAUAUGUCAUACGUCGAGGUGGAAGGCGACUAAAGGUAAGGAGGGUGAUAUAAGUGAGAAAGGUAAAGAAGCCUGUAAGAAAGGUGAGCCAGCUAAGGUUAUGCGAUGUUUUCCUCUUAUUCCUAAGUUAAAGAGAAUUUACAUGUCAUCAAAAACAGCAAAAGAUAUGAGAUGGCACAAAGAUGAUCGUGACAAUGAUGGUAUGUUAAGGCACCCAGUAGAUGCUUUGGCUUGGAAAAAAUUUGAUGAAAAAUAUCAUGAAUUCGCCGGAGAUCCUCGUAGUGUUAGAUUGGGUUUAGCAAGUGAUGGUUUUAACCCUUAUCGUCUAAUGAAUACCAAUCAUAGCACAUGGCCGGUGGUCUUGAUUCCUUAUAAUCUACCACCAUGGCUUUGUAUGAAACCAUCAUCUUUUAUUUUAUCUUUAAUAAUUCUUGGGAAAUCUGGUCCAGGGAUAGAUAUUGAUGUGUACCUGCAACCAUUAAUUCAUGAGUUAAAAAUGUUAUGGGAAGGUUUUGAUACUUUUGAUGCUUAUAGUGGGCAAAAAUUUAAGCUCCGAGCAGCCUUGCACUCUCCUAUUAGUGACUUUCCGGCAUAUGCCAUGUUAUCUGGAUGGAGUACAAAAGGUUAUAAGGCUUGCCCUAUAUGCACCCAUUCUACUAACUCAUAUAGAUUUGGAGUUCGUGAAAGUGGAUCGGAGGUCUUGAAGCAACAAGAAGGGAUCAUACAUGUUUACGGAAAGACUAACAUAUCUUCUAAGAAGAGUGGGAAGAAAAGAGGGAGAGGACAAGUUGGUGUGUCUGCUGAUGAAGUUAACGAUGGUCCUUGUGAGGAUGAUGUUAAUGAAGUUCUUUGGAGUAAAAGAAGCGUAUUUUUUGACUUGGAGUAUUGGGAGCACACCCUUUUAAGGCAUAGCUUAGAUAUCAUGCAUAUUGAAAAGAAUGUGUGUGAUAAUCUAUUGGGAACUCUUUUAGAUAUGGAUAAGAGGAGAGAUGAUGAAAAUGCUAGAAAAGCUCUUAAAGAGUUGGGGAUAAGGCCACAUCUUUGGCUUCAACCUCAUGCGAAUAGAGUAUCGUACAUGCCUCCAACUUCAUACACCAUGUCUUUAAUAGAGAAAGAUCGAUUUUUAAGAGUUCUGAAAAAGCUGAAAGUUCCUGACGGAUAUGGAUCAAACUUGUACAGGUGUGUCAAUGUGAAACAACGGAAGCUUAUUAAUAUGAAAAGUCAUGACAAUCAUGUCAUGAUGCAAGAUAUCCUUCCCGUUGCGUUAAGAGCAGCGAAGGCUACAAAAGUGAUCGAUUUUCUUGACGAGUUAUCUUACUUCUUCAAGAGAUUAUGCUCCAAUGUGCUUGAUCCAGACGAAUCAGAUGAUGUUCAAUCGAAGGUAGAACUUACUCUCUGUAAGAUGGAGAAGGAGUUUUUGCCAACUUUUUUCACAAUAAUGGUUCAUCUACUAAUUCAUUUGGUUGAAGAGGUCAAACUCGGUGGACCCGUUCAUUGUAGAUGGAUGUAUCCCAUAGAAAGGUUGGUUCACUAG
Messenger RNA from Beta vulgaris subsp. vulgaris (sugar beet), 2307 nucleotides. RefSeq lists its product as uncharacterized. The record is from RefSeq and is a predicted model, not a curated record. The coding region runs from base 1 to 2307 and encodes 768 amino acids. The transcript has 2 exons. NCBI's taxonomy places the organism in Eukaryota, Viridiplantae, Streptophyta, Magnoliopsida, Caryophyllales, Amaranthaceae.